Messenger RNA from Penicillium riverlandense, 1119 nucleotides. Its product is annotated as FAD-dependent oxidoreductase. The transcript has 4 exons. Lineage: Eukaryota; Fungi; Ascomycota; Eurotiomycetes; Eurotiales; Aspergillaceae. The annotation marks the transcript as partial. Gene Ontology annotation, molecular function: monooxygenase activity; FAD binding. The record is from RefSeq and is a predicted model, not a curated record.
AUGCCUCUGCGAGUUAUUAUUAUCGGUGCCGGCGUUGCUGGCCUAACGACUGCAGUCUCCUUGCGUCGCGCCGGCCAUGAGGUGAAGAUCUUGGAACGAUCGACCUUCGCGGCCGAGGUAGGAGCGGCACUCAAUCUAGCACCCAAUGGAACCAGAAUGCUCCGCGAAUUGGGAUUUGAUGAAGAACGGGCGCACUGCGUGCAGAUGAUGAACUGGGAUACGGUCAAUGGCGUCACCUUGGACCGCGUCGCUUGCCAGGAUGUCAGCCGAGCCAGUGAACGCUUCGGCGCGCCAUAUGUUGCGGUGCAUCGGGUGGAUUUGCACGAAGAGCUGAUGAGACUGGCGGCCGUCAAUCAGCCAGACGGGGUCGUACUUCAUUUAUCCUCUACCGUAGUGCAAGUCUACCCGGAAGAGGGACGUGUUAAAUUGGAGGAUGGCUCGGUGGAACAGGCGGAUCUGAUUGUGGGGGCAGACGGGUUGCAUUCUGUCGCCCGCGCCGCGGUCAUCUCAUCGACGGCUAAGUUUACUGGGCUGAGUGCAUUCCGCUUCCUGGUCCCGACGGAGGUCCUCGAAAAUGACCGUGCUGGUCGAGAGUUGCUGGACUGGAAAACGCCAGGAGCCACCAUGUUUGUCGAUCCAGGCUCUGUCGCCGUCGACCAAGAGAGGCACCUCAUGUGGUAUCCGUGUCGCAGGCAAGAACCACUUGGGGAAGUCGUCAAAUGCUGGCCCUUAUUCCAGAUUGAUCCAUUGCCCACGUGGGCGCGCGGGAAACUGGUGCUCAUAGGAGAUGCUGCUCAUCCGAUGCUUCCCUUUGGCGGCCAGGGAUCCAACCAGGCCAUCGAGGAUGGAGCGGCGAUCGGGUUUCUUCUCGCCAAUGUUGACGAUGAGGCUCAGGUGCCACAGCGUCUUCAACUAUUUGACCAAGUCCGGCGACGGCGGGCAUCUCGGGUGCAGAUUCUAUCCUCCGUACGCGCUAACCGGGAAGCUGUAGUGGAAGACAAAGUGAAACAGUUCAUGGAAGAUGGCGUGAUAUGUGGGUUGACCGUGUCGGUGAACUUUCAUCCCUGGCUAAUUCUCUUAGUUCCGAACUCCUUCGCCGCCCGAGUUGCCCAUGACGCU